Lathyrus oleraceus (garden pea) is the source of this 669-nucleotide messenger RNA. RefSeq lists its product as uncharacterized. The record is from RefSeq and is a predicted model, not a curated record. Bases 1 to 669 code for a protein of 222 amino acids. NCBI's taxonomy places the organism in Eukaryota, Viridiplantae, Streptophyta, Magnoliopsida, Fabales, Fabaceae. The transcript has a single exon.
AUGGAUAUAGAAAGGGUGGAAUUGAUAAGACUCUCUCUUUUCAAAGAGAAUGAUGGAAAACUUACGAUAGCUCAUAUUUAUGUGGAUGAUAUUGUAUUUAGAGGGAUGUCAGAUGAGAUGGUCCAACAUUUUGUAAAGAAAAUGGAAUAUGAGUUUGAAAUGAGUUUGGCAGGUGAAUUGACUUACUUUAUUGGACUCCAAGUCGAGCAGAUGGAAGACUCCAUCUUUCUUUGUCAAAGCAAAUAUGCAAAGAAUAUUGUGAAGAAAUUUGGAUUGAAGAAUGCUAGUCACAAAAGAACUCAUUCUCCUACACACUUGAAGUUAUCUAAAGAUGAAAAGGGAAUUAAUGUUGGUAAGACUUUGUAUAGAAGCAUGAUUGGGAGUCUUCUAUACCUUACAACAAACAGGCCAUAUAUAACUUUUGUUGUUGGAGUUUGUGCUAGAUAUCAAGAAGAACCCAAAAUGAGUCACAUCAAUCAAGUAAAAAGGAUUCGGAAGUAUGUGAAUGGUACAUGUGAUUAUGGAAUGUUGUAUUCUCAUGAUUCAAAUUCCAUGUUAGUGGGGUAUUGUGAUAUUGAUUGGGCUGGUAGUGUCGAUGACAGGAAGAAUACCUCUGAAGGAAGUUUCUUUUUGGGAAACAAUUUGAUUUCAUGGUUCAGUAAGAAAUAG